AUGCCUUCCUCCAUGUUAAAAAUUACAACCUUAGUUGCAUUAGCAUCAUACAUUUCCACCACCUUGGCCGCUCCACCAGCCUGUUUAUUAGCUUGUGUUGCUCAGGUCGAAAAGAAGUCUGAUUGUACUGGAUUAAAUGAUUUAUCUUGUAUUUGCUCUAGCAAGGGUAGCGAUGUCAAGAAGUGUUUAGAUGACAUCUGUCCAGAUGGAGAUGCAAAGAGUGCCAAGUCAGCAUUUGAAGAUUCUUGUGAAGGCCACUCCAGCUCGUCAUCGUCGUCGAGUGGAGCUUCUUCUUCCACCAAGGCUUCCUCCAGUGCUGCUGCUUCAUCCGGAGCUGCUUCUUCUGGAACUGUCUCUUCUGGAGCUGCUUCCACCACCGAAGCUUCUUCUCAAUCUGGUUCCGGUGAAAGUUCUGCUGCCCCAACCCAAGCUACCUCGCAAGCUGUUUCCAUUGAAAGUUCUGCUGCCCCAACCCAAGCUUCCUCGCAAGCUGCUGGUGGCUCCGGAUCCGACGAUGAAUCUACCUCGUUGGCUGGUGUUGCAACCACUGUCUCGAGUUCUUCAUCUGGUUCAAGUGUUCCAGUUGUUCCAACCCAAUCUGUAGACGGUGCUAAUGUCCAAGGUCUUUCCGUUGGUGCUAUCUUAGCUGGUUUAGCCGGUGUUGCUUUGUUAUAA
Debaryomyces tyrocola is the source of this 675-nucleotide messenger RNA. Lineage: Eukaryota; Fungi; Ascomycota; Pichiomycetes; Serinales; Debaryomycetaceae. The record is from the annotation of a GenBank genome assembly.